This is a messenger RNA of Ornithodoros turicata, 3378 nucleotides long. RefSeq names its product histone deacetylase 6-like (gene HDAC6). NCBI's taxonomy places the organism in Eukaryota, Metazoa, Arthropoda, Arachnida, Ixodida, Argasidae. Gene Ontology annotation, cellular component: histone deacetylase complex. Bases 181 to 3198 code for a protein of 1005 amino acids. The transcript has 34 exons. The record is from RefSeq and is a predicted model, not a curated record. Gene Ontology annotation, molecular function: zinc ion binding; histone deacetylase activity; transcription factor binding. Gene Ontology annotation, biological process: negative regulation of transcription by RNA polymerase II.
UAAUCAGCUCUACAAAUAAACGCAGAUCUCACGGACUGUAGAGGCUUCAUAAAGUGCUUCGUAUAUCUUCUAUUGUUUAUGAAAACUACUCUUUCUUUCUUUUUUUCUUUUUUCACACACAUUGUUUAUCUAUUGUACAGGAGCACUGAAAUCCACGAAUUAAACCUGUUUGCAUAAAUAAUGGAACAUAUGACAAGUGAAGCCUGCUCUUCGAACUCUCCAGCAAUGUCGGACAUGCCAGGAUUAUUCCGAAAAGCGCUAGGCAGUCCAGAACCGUCCCGCACUGGCCUCGUGUAUGACGAGCGAAUGGCCCAGCAUCACUGCUUGUGGGAUCCUGAAUAUCCUGAAUGUCCUGAAAGGCUCACGAAGAGUUGGGAGCGAUGCGUCGCUUGCGGUCUUCCCGACAGGUGCUUGCGGAUUCCCGCUCGAAUGGCUGACGAAGAAGAAGUGAGGACAUUACAUGGGCAAACUCACCUAGACGUUUUAAAAAGGACAAAGGGAUCCACAGAUGAAGCGGAACUCGAAAAACUCUGCUCAAAAUUUGAUUCCAUUUACAUAAACACGAAUACUUACGACUUGGCCUUAAUGGCCGUCGGUUCCACAAAAGACAUGGUAGCGGCCGUCGUCAAGGGAAAGGUUCAAAAUGGCAUGGCCCUAGUAAGGCCGCCAGGUCAUCAUGCAAUGGAAAAUGAAUACUGCGGAUACUGCUUCUUCAACAAUGUUGCAAUUGCUGCCAAGUAUGCGGUUUCGGAGCUUCAUUUGAACAGGGUGUUAAUUGUGGACUGGGACGUUCACCAUGGACAGGCGACGCAGUACAUGUUUUAUGACGACCCACGGGUGCUGUACUUUUCGACUCACCGUUACGAGCACGGUGCUUUUUGGCCAGAGCUGAAAGAAUCAAAUUUCAACUACAUUGGCAAGGGCCAAGGAAUGGGAUACAACAUUAAUAUACCUCUCAACAAGGUUGGCAUUAAAAAUGAGGACUUCAUCGCUGUCUUUAACAACAUCCUGAUGCCCGUAGCCUACGAGUAUCAGCCCGAACUGGUGAUUGUGUCUUCGGGCUACGAUGCGGCCAUCGGUUGUCCCGAAGGUUGCAUGGAAAUCACACCUACAUGUUACGCCCAUCUGGUCAAUAUGCUCAUGGGACUUGCUGGAGGAAAAGUCUGUGUUGUGCUAGAGGGGGGCUACUGCAUUUCGUCUUUAGCCGAAGGGGUGGCCCUUACGCUGAGGACUUUACUUGGUGAUCCCUGUCCCAAAAUAACGCCUCUGGGACCACCCUGUGACAGCAUUGUGGAAACGAUACUAAACUCCAUCUCAGUGCUGCGUCCAUUCUGGAAAUCUCUGCAGUUCCAAGGAACCUUCACAGAUGACCUGGACCCUUCAAACUCUGCACGCCUACGGCACAACCCUGAAGUAAAGUAUGUGGGAAAACUGGGCAUUGAACGUCCAGACGAGUUUCCUACGAGGACUUAUUACGCAGUGCACGAUGCGGAAACGAAGGAAGGAUUUGAAAGACGCAUUGAGCAGCUGCGAAACGAAGCCGACCUGAGCGUCCCCGAUAACCGGACAUGCCUCAUCUUUGAUAGGAGGAUGACGAUGCACCGCUGCCUCAAUGAUAGAACUCACCCGGAAAAGCCUGAAAGAAUUUUGGGCAUGUGGAAGUUGCUGCUGAAGAGAGGAUUGGCCAAGAAGUGCCUUCUACUUGAACCCAGAUCUGCCACCAUAGAAGACCUUCUGCUCGUUCAUUCGAAAUCGUACGUAGAGAAAAUGCGCAACUCUCAAGAUCUCAAGAGGCCGGAGCUCAUAAAGCUGCAGUACACUUUCAAUUCAGUGUAUCUUUCUUCCGACACAUUCCGCAGUGCCCUCCUUGCUGCGGGUUGUUUGCUGCAGGUCGUUGACUCCGUCUGCAGUGGCAAGAGCCUGAAUGGAGCUGCCAUAAUCCGUCCACCGGGACACCAUGCUGAACGUGAUGAAGCCAGCGGUUUCUGCAUCUUUAAUAAUGUCGCCAUAGCAGCACGAUAUGCAAUAGAUCGCUAUGGCCUAAAGAGGGUGCUUAUCUUGGACUGGGACGUUCACCAUGGCAACGGCACUCAACACGCCUUCUACGACGAUGCACGCGUUCUCUACAUCUCAGUUCAUCGACAUGACUACGGCGCUUUCUUUCCCUGUACCUCCGACGCGGACUAUACUGCUAUUGGGGAAGGGAAUGGCAAAGGGUACAACAUUAACGUAGCGUGGAAUGAGGACAGCAUGACUGAUGGUGAUUACAUGGCUGCAUUCUUUCAUGUGAUACUUCCAGUGGCAUACUCAUAUGAUCCAGAACUCAUCCUCGUCUCCAGUGGCUUUGACAGUUGCGUAGGUGACUACCUGGGCAAUUGUUACGUCACACCUCAGGCCUAUGGUCACUUCACUCACCUCCUAACAUCGCUCGCCAAGGGAAGAGUUAUUGUAGCGCUCGAGGGCGGCUACAACCUCAACAAAAUUCCGGAUGCCAUGGCAAACUGUGUGGGCGCACUCUUGGGCGAGAAGCUGCCAACCCUCGUUGAGUGCUUGAGCCCAUCUACAGGGGCUGUGGAGUCCAUUCGGCAAACCGUCCAGGUUCACAAGGAGUUUUGGAACUGCUUAUGUUUUGAUGUGGAUUUGCCCUCGCAGCAGCUGCUCAGUGAAAAGGGCAUCAUCCAGAGAGCUGAAUCCAAGCUAGCAACCAAUGAGGCAACAUCAGCGGAUACGUCCCUGCCCGACGGUUCGGCGAUAAAAGCGGAUGCGGCAGUCACAAAAGUGGACACCAAUGCCAAUACGAGCUUUGAGAUCCCGGAAGAGCUCAUUGGUGCUAUGGGAGGACUAGAAAUCAGCGUGGAUGAAGGCGGAUUUGUGUCACCGGAGCCAUGGUGUCCCCACCUAGACAGCAUUUCGCAGCUCCCAUCGUCCGGCCUUGGGGAUCCCCAUGCGCCCUGCAUCGACUGUGGGUUGACAAGAGAGGUUUGGGCCUGCCUUCACUGCUUCCAGCCCCACUGCGGUCGAUAUGUCAACGGUCACAUGGUCUCCCAUCACGACGAAACGGGACACAAUAUGGUGUUGAGUUUCACGGAUAUCUCGGUGUGGUGCUACGCCUGCAAUGUCUACGUCUCUAAUUCACUUUUGGAUCCUGCAAAAGAAGAUGCAUACACUAGGAAAUUUGGAAAAUUGGGCUGCACUUAAGAACUGCGAUCAUUUUAGAAAUCAAUUUAACUAAAUUAAUGGCCAUGUGUCAGAACGUGGUAGCUUGGCAUGUUUUAGAUAAUAUAUUUUUUAUAUUUUACAGUGAUCAUGCGAACUGUAUUUCAUAAGUCUAUAAAAUUGUAUGUAUUUUUAUAGUAAGUAAAGUUUUCUGACCAUAUU